AAGUUCAUCCCCAUUUUCCAAGGGGACGACAGCGUCAUUAUUGGGGGAAAGCCAUAUGUCUUUGACCGUGUGUUCCCCCCAAAUACGACUCAGGAGCAAGUUUAUCAUGCGUGUGCUAUGCAGAUCGUUAAAGACGUCCUUGCUGGCUACAACGGCACAAUUUUUGCUUAUGGACAGACAUCCUCAGGGAAAACACAUACCAUGGAGGGAAAGCUGCAUGACCCCCAGCUAAUGGGAAUCAUCCCUCGGAUUGCUCGAGACAUCUUCAACCACAUCUACUCCAUGGACGAGAACCUUGAAUUCCAUAUUAAGGUUUCUUAUUUUGAGAUUUACCUGGAUAAGAUCCGAGACCUUUUGGAUGUGACCAAGACAAACCUGUCUGUGCACGAGGACAAAAACCGGGUGCCCUUUGUCAAGGGUUGUACCGAGCGCUUUGUGUCCAGCCCAGAAGAGAUUUUGGAUGUGAUUGAUGAAGGGAAGUCGAACCGUCAUGUAGCUGUCACCAGUGAGUCCUGGUUCUCCCUCGGUGAGUGGAGUGGCAGCUCAUGGGCACUGUGGCUGGGGGCUGCAGCCCUGCAGGGGUGGACUGAGCAGAAGCUCAGUGGGAAGCUGUACCUGGUGGACCUGGCCGGGAGCGAGAAGGUCAGCAAGACUGGGGCGGAGGGGGCUGUGCUGGAUGAGGCCAAGAAUAUCAACAAGUCACUGUCAGCCCUGGGGAACGUCAUCUCCGCCCUGGCUGAGGGCACUAAAAGCUACGUGCCGUACCGUGACAGCAAAAUGACGCGGAUUCUCCAGGACUCUCUGGGAGGGAACUGCAGGACCACCAUGUUCAUCUGCUGCUCACCGUCCAGCUACAAUGAUGCCGAGACCAAGUCCACUCUGAUGUUCGGGCAGCGGGCAAAGACCAUUAAGAACACCGCCUCCGUCAAUCUGGAGUUGACUGCUGAGCAAUGGAAGAAGAAAUAUGAGAAGGAGAAGGAGAAGACCAAGGCCCAGAAGGAGACGAUUGCAAAGCUGGAGGCCGAGCUAAGCCGGUGGCGCAAUGGAGAGAAUGUGCCUGAGACUGAGCGCCUGGCUGGGGAGGGUUCAGCCCUGGGAGCUGAGCUAUGCGAGGAGACCCCCGUGAAUGACAACUCAUCCAUUGUGGUCCGCAUCGCACCUGAGGAGAGGCAGAAAUAUGAGGAAGAGAUCCGCCGCCUCUACAAACAGCUUGAUGACAAGGAUGAUGAAAUCAACCAGCAGAGCCAGCUCAUUGAGAAACUGAAGCAGCAGAUGCUGGACCAGGAAGAGCUGCUGGUGUCUACUCGGGGAGACAACGAGAAGGUCCAGCGGGAGCUGAGCCACCUGCAGUCUGAGAACGAUGCAGCAAAGGAUGAGGUGAAGGAGGUGCUGCAGGCCCUGGAGGAGCUGGCGGUCAACUAUGACCAGAAGUCCCAGGAGGUGGAGGAGAAGAGCCAGCAGAACCAGCUGCUGGUGGAUGAACUGUCCCAGAAGGUGGCUACCAUGCUGUCCCUGGAGUCUGAGCUACAGCGGCUCCAGGAGGUCAGUGGACACCAGCGAAAACGGAUCGCUGAGGUGCUGAAUGGGCUGAUGAAGGACCUGAGUGAGUUCAGUGUCAUCGUGGGCAAUGGUGAGAUUAAGCUGCCAGUGGAGAUCAGUGGGGCCAUCGAAGAGGAGUUCACAGUGGCCCGACUCUACAUCAGCAAAAUCAAAUCCGAGGUUAAGUCUGUGGUCAAGCGGUGUCGGCAGCUGGAGAACCUCCAGGUGGAAUGUCAUCGCAAGAUGGAGGUGACUGGUAGGGAGCUGUCAUCCUGCCAGCUGCUCAUCUCACAGCACGAGGCCAAGAUCCGUUCGCUUACGGAAUACAUGCAGAGUGUGGAGCUGAAGAAACGGCACCUGGAAGAGUCCUAUGACUCCCUGAGCGAUGAGCUAGCCAAGCUUCAGGCGCAGGAAACUGUGCAUGAAGUAGCCCUGAAAGACAAGGAGCCAGACACACAAGAUGCAGAGGAAGUGAAGAAGGCCCUGGAACUGCAGAUGGAGAAUCACCGUGAGGCCCAUCACCGGCAGCUGGCCCGCCUCCGGGAUGAGAUCAAUGAGAAACAGAGGACCAUUGAUGAGCUUAAAGACCUGAACCAGAAACUGCAGUUGGAGCUGGAGAAGCUUCAGGCUGAUUAUGAGCGGCUGAAGAAUGAAGAGCAUGAGAAGAGCGCCAAACUCCAGGAGCUGACAUUUCUGUACGAGCGACAUGAGCAGUCCAAGCAGGACCUCAAGGGGCUGGAGGAGACAGUUGCCCGGGAACUCCAGACCCUCCACAACCUUCGCAAGCUGUUCGUUCAAGACGUCACGACUCGAGUCAAGAAAAGUGCAGAAAUGGAGCCCGAGGACAGUGGGGGGAUUCACUCCCAGAAACAGAAGAUCUCCUUUCUUGAGAACAACCUGGAACAGCUUACAAAAGUUCACAAACAGCUGGUACGUGACAAUGCAGAUUUGCGUUGUGAGCUUCCUAAACUGGAAAAACGACUUAGGGCUACGGCUGAGAGAGUUAAGGCCCUGGAGGGUGCACUGAAGGAGGCCAAGGAAGGCGCCAUGAAGGACAAGCGCCGGUACCAGCAGGAGGUGGACCGCAUCAAGGAAGCUGUGCGCUACAAGAGCUCCGGCAAGCGGGGCCACUCUGCCCAGAUUGCUAAGCCUGUGAGGCCUGGCCACUACCCAGCCUCCUCACCCACCAACCCAUACGGCACCCGGAGCCCGGAGUGUAUCAGUUACACCAACAACCUCUUCCAGAACUACCAAAACCUGCACCUGCAGGCUGCACCUAGCUCCACCUCAGAUAUGUACUUUGCUAACUCCUGUGCCAGCAGCGGAGCCACAUCUGGUGGCCCCUUAGCUUCCUACCAGAAGGCCAACAUGGACAAUGGAAAUGCCACAGAUAUCAACGACAACAGGAGUGACCUGCCAUGCGGCUAUGAGGCUGAGGACCAGGCCAAGCUUUUCCCUCUCCAUCAAGAGACAGCAGCCAGCUAACUCCCAUUCCUGGCUACCAAUAUGCACUUUCAGAUCCUUACCUGACUCAAGAUCAAGAGAAAAUACCAGUCUGUUGCUGGGCUACACUAGGCUGAGCCCUCCCAGGCUCUUCCAGAAUAGUGGUUCAUCCAGAAAAGCACGAGGAGGAGAGAACUGGAGAGGGGAAGAGGAGAGAACUUGGGAUGAAGAAGCAGGGGUUGGGCUGGCUGGGGGUGGGGUAGCUUUGGCGUUAAAGGAACAGAAUUGUAAACCAAAGUGUGUGCCUAUGCUGUCUGUUCCUCCACCUAGCCUGGGCUCCCUCCGGCUGAUUCCUCAUGCCGCCUUCUUUCUCUUUCUUUCCCAGUUUCUAAGAGGGACUGAGGCCUCUUCUCUCAGCAUGCUGCAAAACCUGUGGUCUCUGAUACUAGCUCCCUUCCCAGCCCGUGUUGUUGGACUGUCGAUGUCUCCUCUUACUCCAUAUCCCUUUGUAUUCUGUAUCUAUACACGAGAAGCUGCUGCUGCUGCUGCUGUGCCUCUCCUCUCUCUGUGGUACUCUCAGUAUCUAUCUGGUGACGUGUUUAACAGGUUUUAAGCAUAGUCACCCCUCCUCGUUUGGCGUUAGUGAGGAGGGAAGUGUCUUCCUCUUUUCUUUCAUAUACUCGUUUCUUACACUGUUACAAGAUGAUAAAGAAAAAAUGGGAGCUGGGAGGCUGCGCUCCUUGCUCCCACACACACAUGUACAUGCACGCACACACAUAUAUACAGUGUACAUACAAAGCCUUAAGCAGAAGAAUGUCUUAGCAUCUAUGAAAAGAGAGAAACAGACCCCCCCUCUUUACACAGAGCACAGAGGAGGACCCAGCAGAAGGGUUGCUAAAUCAUGCCCCCUCCAUAUACCCCUCACCUGAGUCAGGAGAUUGUGGGAGCUUACUUCCGUCCAUGAAGUCUGCUUUCUGCUCCCUCCUUCCAAAGUCUGAGAGCAUAGAUUGCUCAAGGGGCUAUUUCCCUCUCUGGCCCAACCCUCUUUCGAUACUUUCUACUCCAGGUAUCUCAACCAGAACUUAGAGUUGACUUAAAAAAAAUAUUCUGAAAGAUUGAGAAGGUGGACCUCUGAGAAAUGGUUGCUCAUCUGUCUGUGCCCAUAGUGCCAAUAGUUACAAGUGAGCAGAGUCAGAAAUGGUGGGUUACCUGGGUCUGGGGCGUGAACAGGCUGGGAACUACCACGUGGUUUUCUAUUGCAGUGCCCUUGGGUUGAAGCUCACUCUUUCUCUUUUUUGGGCUGCCCGUGCUCCCACUUCUGACUCUGGUUUGGGGCUUCCAUUUCAUUGACAUAAUAGCUGUUUCUAGAUGCCUUCCCUUGGAGCUGGAGUCUGGCUUUUUUCCCAGUUUACCUUCCUCCCUGCAUAUAGUUCUUUCUGCACUCUCCAUCUGGUACCAAGUGCACUUUCAAGACGAGGCAGGGCUAGGGGGCGCUGCAUAGUGGCAGAUGGGCUUCCCUUAUCGCAUGAAAAAGCCCUGGUUUUGAUCCCCAGCACCUCAGAAAAAAAGCCUGGCAUGGUGGUGCUCACAUUUGCAAAUGUAGCUCUCAGGAAGCCAAGGUAGGAGAAUUGCUAAAUUUGAGGCUAGCUUGGAGAGUAUGCAGUCGUUUCCAGGAUAGCUUGAGCUAUGGUGAGAAACUCUGACUCAAAACAAAGAAAAGAGAAAGGGACAGGUCAGAUUUUUCAGAGGUGAUAGAGGCAGAGGGCUUGAACCUAGAGCUCUCCCUACAGCAUUCUUAGCCUAGGUCUCCCACCUCCAGCAGUCAAGAGGACCUUGCUUUAGUUCAGGUAGCUCUUUCCUCCCAUCUGCUAAGGUGAUAAUUGCAGAAACAGAGGUCACUACACAGCCUAAGCCAAGAAAUACAGCCGAGCAUCCAGAUACCUGUGACUCUGUCACAGCAAGGCAGCCUGUCGUCCAGCUUCCAGGGCUAAAAGGAAAACUGUGUGGGUGACUGCUGGUAAACACCAGCUGUCGUGGCUGUGACUCCUUCAAGGGAAAGUUUCUGCUUUUUACCUAUUAAGGGACGACAGAGAUGGAAACAGGUAUCAGAGUGGUGCCGGGGAGGGGGCGGGGUCCAGAGUGGCAAUUGUCAAACACUUUUUAAAAAUAAGUCUUAUGUAGGAAGACAUAGAAAGUAACACAGGGCUUUGGUGGUGGCUUAAUGGUACUGUGCUUGUUCAAGAUACUUAGCAUGACAAGGGCUCAGGGUCUCAUCUAUUUCUUGAACCGCAAAAAAAAAAAAAAAAAAAAGAACCAAAAUGGUGAAGUAAUUCAGAAGUUUAUAUAAUUCCCAGUGGAAAAUGCUUAAUUAGUUGAAGGGCCCUGAAACAGUCCUAAGAGUUUGGAAAUCACUUAUUUGUAAGAGGGGAGGUCCAGUGUGGUUCCUCUACCCUAAAACCACAACUCCAAAGAAAGAACAGAUAGGCCACACCGCCAUCUCAGACCCAGUGGGUGGAGGAGGAAGACCACAUCCUACAUCCUGUCUGUGGCCUCAGGCCUGCAGGACACCUGAGAAGCUGAGGGAGUCUGUGUGAUCUUACCACCGGACAGAUUCUUUCAAAAAACAAGGAAAUGGGAAGAUACACAGGAGAGCAGAGAGAGGGGCGACACAUCCUUCUCUUCAGCAAGAUGUAAGGGGAAGUGCGGCUUCCUUAUGCUAGCGAGAAACAACCCCUACACCAGUAACUUCUCACCACACUGUCCCUCCCCACAUUCACUACACCCUUCUCAGAGAGCCAGGUCACCAGGAGGGCCACCUGGCCCACCCACUCACAUCUGCCAAAAUGUUGCAUGCCAGCGUGGAAGACAGACCAAACCGCACAAAUCCCAGUGUGUAUUUACUUGGUGGACACAGAUACCUUUAAAAUAAAAUAAAUCCAGUGACAACUAUGUUGUUGCUUUUUAU
Cricetulus griseus (Chinese hamster) is the source of this 5947-nucleotide messenger RNA. NCBI's taxonomy places the organism in Eukaryota, Metazoa, Chordata, Mammalia, Rodentia, Cricetidae. The record is from RefSeq and is a predicted model, not a curated record.